This is a messenger RNA of Aspergillus mulundensis, 3252 nucleotides long. It is a transcript of the gene pkcA, whose product is annotated as protein kinase c. NCBI's taxonomy places the organism in Eukaryota, Fungi, Ascomycota, Eurotiomycetes, Eurotiales, Aspergillaceae. Gene Ontology annotation, biological process: fungal-type cell wall biogenesis; signal transduction; protein phosphorylation. Bases 1 to 3252 code for a protein of 1083 amino acids. Gene Ontology annotation, molecular function: ATP binding; diacylglycerol-dependent serine/threonine kinase activity. The transcript is spliced from 9 exons. The record is from RefSeq and is a predicted model, not a curated record.
AUGGACGGGGACGAGCUCAUCGCCUCGGUCUACCGCAAGAUCGAGCGGGAGAGAGCCCUCAUCGCCGCCGCAACGAAUAUGCGACAGUCCACCGAUAACCCUCUGGUACAACAAAGGAUUAACGCCAACAUCCAAGAAGGAAAUAAGAACAUCAUCUAUCUGGAGGAGAAGAUGAAGGAGCUGCAGCUGCGUCAGAUGGAGCGAGAGUCCGGUUCACCUACCGAUAAACGCCUACCACCGAACCCUGUUGAUGGUCCCGCCCCUCCGCCGAAAGAUCCCUACGGUGAUUCUGCACAGUAUCCGCAGCCUGGCGGCGGAUCUAUGCCGUCAAGCGCUCCUUUCAAGGAUCCCCGACCUUUUGCGCCUGUGCCCAAAGCCCGCCCGAAUUAUACAAAACUCGACCUGAUUAAAUAUGAUACCCAAUACCUUGGACCCAAGAUCCAGCUCAUGUUAUCACAGCUUGAGUUCAAGCUGAGUGUCGAGAAACAAUAUAAAGCGGGCAUUGAGAAGAUGGUUCGGCUGUACCAAGACGAAGGCGAUAGGAAGAGUCGCACGGAUGCUGAGGGCCGACGGAUUGAGAGUAAUCAGAAGAUACAGCUUCUCAAGCAGGCCCUCAAACGAUAUGAAGACCUUCAUGUUGAUAUUGAGUCGGCAGACACUGCGGACGAUGAAAGUUUAAGCGCCCCGAAUCUGCGCAAGCCGCUAACCGGUCUUCUGACGAUGCGGAUUCAUGCCGUUCAGGACGUCGACCAUGCGACUAGCUCAAGAUUUUCCAGAGGCCCUGAAACAUUCGUUAUUGUGAAGGUCGAAGAUACUAUCAAGGCUAGAACAAAGGCGACCAGAUCCGACAGGUGGCAGGAUGAGACAUUCAAUCUCGACAUCGAUAAAGCGAACGAGGUUGAGCUCACCGUAUACGACAAGGCUGGCGACAGGCCCACCCCGAUUGGUAUGCUGUGGUUGCGCAUUACUGAUAUCGCGGAAGAGAUGCGUCGAAAGAAGAUUGAAACUGAAAUCAAUGCUUCGGGAUGGGUGUCGGCGGAUAAGAUGGGCCCCGGCGGCGGCCCUGGAAGGUCGGAUCCUGCUGGCCCGGCCGGUUCGGCACAACAUGGUGCCUCUGCAAGCUACGGCAACCCUGGAGCAGAAGGCCAAAUGGGCGGCGCUGGUGCUCCGUUGAUGGUUGAGGCAUGGUUUGCCUUGGAGCCGGUGGGCAAGAUCUACAUAUCGAUGAGCUUUGCCAAGCAGUUAAAAGACCGACGACCAUUCGACAUUGGUCUCAACCGUCAAGGUGCCGUCCGACAAAGGAAAGAGGAAGUCCACGAGAAGCAAGGUCACAAGUUCGUCACGCAGCAAUUUUACAACAUCAUGCGUUGCGCUCUUUGCGGCGACUUCUUGAAGUAUGCUGCCGGCAUGCAAUGUGCCGACUGCAAGUAUACCUGCCACAAAAAAUGCUACCCCAAAGUGGUCACGAAGUGUAUUAGCAAGGCGAACUAUGAGACGGAUCCCGACGAAGAGAAGAUCAAUCACCGCAUCCCGCAUCGUUUCGAAGGGUUCUCCAACAUCUCCGCCAACUGGUGUUGUCAUUGCGGAUACUUACUGCCUUUCGGGCGUAAGAAUGCUAAGCGCUGUUCAGAGUGCGGUCUUACUUGCCACGCGCAUUGUACGCAUCUCGUGCCCGACUUCUGUGGUAUGUCCAUGGAAGCAGCGAACCAGAUUCUAGAGACUCUUAUCCGCCAUAAAAACCACAACAAGUCUCCAUCCGUCAGCUCUGGACUCAGCGGGAAGACGCUUCGACCUGGCGGCUCCCAAGAUACAGGCCAUGCAUACCCAAAGCCUGUGGAAGGCCCAUCCUCCUAUGGGCAACGGCCGCCGUCUGCUGAAGCAGUGAGUGCCGCGGCGACAUCUUAUAUUCCACCGCAAUCGCCUACUUCUCAGAGACAGCCAUUGCCCCCGCGAACUUCUUCAUCAAGUCCUGCCGCUGCCGCUGCCGCCGUGGCAACAGGACAGCGUAUACCUGAUGCCGGCCGGCCUGUUCAACCUCCCGCUCAUGCGCAUUACGACCCGGCCGCAUACGCAUCUUACCAGCAACAAGGCGCUAUGCAGCAAGGAUACCCGCCUGCUCAGGCAAUGCAGAAGGUUAAUGCGCCAUCACCUUAUGGCAUGCACCCGCCUCAGCCGCCGCAGCAGCAACAGCAAGCGAUGCAGGCUAUGCAGCAGCAAAUUCCUGUGAAGGAGGAACCUCAGCAAUCGAAGGUCAGGAUUGGUCUGGACCACUUCAACUUCCUUGCCGUUUUAGGAAAGGGUAACUUCGGAAAGGUCAUGUUGGCGGAGACAAAAUCCACCAAGAAGUUGUAUGCCAUCAAGGUGUUGAAGAAGGAGUUCAUCAUCGAGAAUGAUGAAGUCGAAAGCACGAAAUCUGAGAAGCGAGUUUUCCUUGUCGCUAACAAGGAGCGCCACCCCUUCCUUCUCAACCUGCACGCUUGUUUCCAGACAGAGACUCGCGUUUACUUCGUUAUGGAGUAUAUCAGUGGUGGUGAUCUGAUGCUGCACAUCCAGCGGGGCCAGUUCGGCCUCAAGAGAGCACAGUUCUAUGCAGCAGAGGUGCUGCUCGCUUUGAAAUACUUCCACGAGAACGGUGUUAUCUACCGUGAUCUGAAGCUCGACAACAUCCUGCUGACUCUAGAUGGUCAUAUCAAGAUUGGUGAUUAUGGUCUUUGCAAGGAGAAUAUGUGGUAUGGAUCCACCACAAGCACAUUCUGUGGUACUCCAGAAUUCAUGGCACCUGAAAUUCUCCUUGACAAGAAAUAUGGCCGAGCUGUUGAUUGGUGGGCUUUUGGUGUUCUCAUCUACCAGAUGCUUCUGCAACAGUCGCCUUUCCGUGGUGAAGAUGAAGACGAAAUUUACGAUGCCAUUCUCGCAGACGAGCCUCUCUACCCCAUACACAUGCCCCGGGACUCAGUAUCUAUCCUGCAGAAGCUGUUGACUCGGGAGCCAGAACUGAGACUCGGGUCCGGUCCCACAGAUGCCCAAGAGGUCAUGUCUCACGCCUUUUUCCGCAACAUCAACUGGGAUGACAUCUACCACAAGCGAGUCCCGCCACCAUUCAUGCCGACCAUCAGCAGCGCAACGGAUACUAGCAACUUCGACCAGGAGUUUACCAGCGUCACUCCUGUGCUUACUCCAGUGCAAUCAGUUCUUUCCCAAGCCAUGCAGGAAGAGUUCCGUGGUUUCUCGUACACCGCGGAUUUUGCUUAG